Messenger RNA from Cinara cedri, 31733 nucleotides. The record is from the annotation of a GenBank genome assembly. Lineage: Eukaryota; Metazoa; Arthropoda; Insecta; Hemiptera; Aphididae.
AUCAGCUAUUGAUGAUGUAAUGGCCGCGGACGAACAGCCCAAACGAGUUCCAAUGAAAAUAAUACAUUGUGCAGUUCGACUAUAAUCGGAUUUUGUUGUCGUGAGUACUAGAUAACUAAGAUUAAUCUUUUAUUCGUUUUAUCGUCGGGCGGUGGUCUGAUUAACUGAGCUACUUUAUAAUUUUACUAUUUCACUUUACAUAACAGUCCGUGUGAAUAUGUACAAUUAGUUUCUUAAACGUGAAUUAAAGAUUUUAGGUGAAGCAGGGGCGAUACACAAUAUUGGUAAGUAACCUAGGUACAUAUAUCGUAUGUAUAUGUAUACGUAUACUUUUAUCUUAAUUUGUGCUAUAUAGUUACAAUUCGCUAAUAUUACAAGUUAAUAUAGUUAUAAAUUAUGUUACUUUAUUCUACGUAGUUAUUAUAAUAUAAUCAUAAAUCAUAAACAUAUUUUGUAAUGUAGAUUAGAAGUAAGCUGACACUCUGAUAGCUGAAGAGGUUGGCAUGAUCGUGUUCAACGGUGAUAGAUUAUUAAAUUAUGUAGGUAUAAGUAAAUUGUUUGUAUAAUAAUUACUUUCUCGAUACUAAUAGCUUAUGUUAUUAUAAUUAUUAAUGUUAUUGUUUUAGUUGUUGUUGUAGAACUAUAACUUAAAAGUUUUUUAAUUACUGGAUAACUGCAAAAAAUUGUCAACUGCUGUGUCAAUUGAUUCCAAUGGAUUUUUUCCAUUAUCGCGGUGAGCAGAACUUCUACUACUGAUGUUGAGAAUACAACUACUACUAUUAUAGUGGUAAGAUACCUUGUUUAGUAAUUAUUAGAUAUAAAAUACAAUAAUUUUAGUUUAAACACCUAGCGAUUUUUUGUUCAAUCGUGUGUACAAUGACAAUGUACAAAUAAAAAAAUUUGGAUGCACUUUGUUUGGGAAUUACUGGUGAAAAGAAGUUUGGAUAUUCCAUUAUACAUAUUUUCAAAAGGAAUACGUUAAAUUAAAUAUUUUUAAAAUAGGUAUGAGGUUUUUAGUUCUUAUUCGAUUGGUAAAAUCUAAACUUCCUUUUAAUACAUACUUUUUAAAUUAUUACACGUCAUAGAUCUUGAGAAGUAGUAUUUUCAAAAUUAAUACAAAAUAUGUUAGAAAAAUGCUGAACAUUUACAUUUUAAACUUUUUUUCAAUUUAUCGAUAUCUCAAUUUGUUGUGCAAAACUAUCUGAAAAAAAAAAUUGCAAGGUCGCUACACUAGAAUUAUUCAAUUUUUUUCAAAAUAUAUUUUUGCAUGUUCAAAAAAAAAGUUUUAUUUUUCCGUAUUUUUUUUAAUGUAAAUGGUUAUUAUUUAAAAUCUUUAAAAUAUGGAUGUUAUUAUUUAAUCCAUUGGUUAAAUCAAAUUUACUUAUCACACUUACUUUUGAUGUAUUUGUACAUUUAUUAUGAUAAGUGCAAAUACAUAAAAAACCCAAUGGGAGAGGUAAGUGAUUAAAUACAUCAAAUCUAUCUUUAUGAUAGAACUAAUUACUGAACAAAUUUUAUUGUUGGGCAAGUAUAAAAAAAAAAAAAUUGAUAAUGUAAAUUCUAACCUUUUUAUAUUCUGAGCAAAGCAAGGAAUGUAUUGGUUUAUUUUUAUUUUUUUUUUAUCUGUAAACAUUUUGUCUGAUGUAUCAAGUGUAGUACCUUUUCAGAAAGGAAAUUUUAUCUAGAUAGUACUUUAGCAAGGUCUUUUUUUGAUUUUCCAAGCACUUUUCAUCAUAAUUGAGAAAACUGAGAUACAAUAAGGAAAAUUUAUUAAAUUAAUUAUUUAAAUUUAGGUUUUUGUUUCGAUUGAGUUAAAAUAUAUGCCGAGACUUGAAAUUUGGAUAUAAAACUUAUAUUUGUCUUCUUAAAAUAUUUUAGCCAUUUUUUUUUUAGCUACUUAUAGACAUUUUAAUUUUUGCAAGUUUUUGACGUAAUUUUUAUUCGGUAUGUACUUUGUGGAUAAAAUUGUUAGACCAAACAGGAAUGUUUAAAAAUUUAACACGUGGUCCAACAUAAAUUAUAUGUUAACAAAUAAAUAACUAAGUUGUAUUUAUGAAAAGAAAUCCUUUUUUUUAUAAUUUUUAAUAUCAAAUGUUGAUGAAAUUUGUUAAUUUUAUGGCCUUUCAAAACAUAACUGAACUGCACUCUGAUUCUAUUUUUCGUUAGCAAUCAUUUAUCAUUGCAUACAGAUAUACUUUUAAGUUAUAUUUAUGUAACUACUUAGUUUGGUAUAUUACCAUCAUUACCUACCAAAGUUACUUAUAACAUUGUUUUUUUAUUAAUUACAUAUUAAUAAGAGGUAAACAUAAAUUUAAAUUUAAAAUAAAAUAAAAAUGUUAUAAACACAAAUUUAUGUACAAAUGUGAUAUUAUUAGCAAAUAUUAUAGAAAUACAUAGAUUUCUAUAUUACACAUUGAAGUUUGUUUAGCAAAAUUAAAUUAAAGUAUUGAUUAAGGAUUGUUACUAUUGCCAUUAUUAUUAUCUUUAAGUUGAUUAAGAAAGGUGAACAUAAUACAUUUUGUAUAUUUAAUAUAUUAUUAAAGUUAUUUUUUAUUUCAUUGUGUAUGCUUUUUAAUAUUGAAUUGAAGUAUUUUUUUUUUUGUGUACAAAUGAAUGUUAGGUCUUUUUAUAUAUUGUUUGUGGUUUUGUGUUAACGAUCUAAUAAAUGUUUUUUGCAAAAUUUAAUUUUGUAUUUACUUUAUUUAAUCUAAUUUCUGCAGUAUGUUCUUUUAGCCUAGUUUUGAAAUUUCUAUCAGUUAAUAUAAUUUAUAUUUAACUGGGUUAUCAUAUUUUUUAAUUGGUGGUUUUGAUGUUUAACAAUUUUAUUAUUUAGGGUCUUAAUUAUAUUAGUAUAAGUUUUAAAUGCUGGUAUAUAAAUUUGAUUAUUCUAUUAUUCUAGUUAAGAAAAUGUUGUUUUCGUAACUAAUGUAAUUGAUAUUGUUUUUAUUAUUAAUGAUAUUAUUUUUAUUUUGGUGUUUAACAUUAAAAUGUAAUUUGUAAAGGGUCUUUAAGUUAAAAUCAUUAAUUAAAGCUAUUUUUUUUUAUUUUUUUUUUAAUUCUUGCAAGUACUUAUUAUUGUUUGAAGGGAUAUUUUUAAUCUAUGUAGCAUUGAUCUAAAAUAUGCUAAUUUUUAUGAAUAUGGAUAGUUAGAAUCAGGCAUUUUAGCAUGAGUUUGUGAAGGUUUUCUAAAAAUAUUAAAUUCAAAUUUAUUAUUAAUUAUUUUAAUAUUCAGAUCUAAAAUAUUUAUUUGAUUAUCAGUUCGCAAUUCAAUUGUAAAUUGUAUGUGUUUGUUAAUUUUGUUGUAAUUUAUUUACCAUAUUUCGUGCCUUUAAAUAUUAUAAAAGUAUCAUAUAUAUAUCUAUAGUAUUGUUCAAUGUUGGAAUUUUUUAUAAUGUGUUUGUUUUCAUAGUUUUGUAAGUAUAUCUCUGAGAGUAUGUUGUUUACAAUAAUAUCAUAUUUUAUAUACAUUUGUUUUAUUUUAAAUUUAAACUUAUGUGUUUGCCUUUUGUUAUUAAUGUGUUAUUAACCAAAACAAAUGUUAUAAGUAACCUGAUGAUGGUAAUAUACUGAAAUUAAGUAGUUAUAUUAAUAUAACUUAAAAGUGCAUUCUAAGUCGUGUUUUUUCAAACAAUUUUUUAAUAUUGAUUUAUUAAUAUAUGGUAACUGGGUUCUUUAAUUAUAUUUUUUUAAUAGUCAUGUGAUAAAUUGUAUUGUUUUGUGUCAUUAUCUGAAAUGUAAAAAAUCUUUAUGAAAAAUUUGCUAGCAGUGAUGUAUCUAGCCAAUUCUAGAUAGUUAAUUUAGUGAACGCUUUUUUCCUUUUUCCAAAAGGAUAAAAUAAGUUGGCAACACUAUUUAUGAGUUUGUUUCAUGGAUAAUAAAAUAGAUGGAUCUAUCAUCUGUGGAUUUUUAACAACCAAUCAGAAUCUCUUAUCAGGUACACAAGAACAGCUGAAGGGAGGACUCAAGAAUUGAUUUCUAUUAAAAAUGCAUAAUUAUAGUAAUUCCCCCCAUUUACUUUUACUUUCUGUAAAUUUUGGAUACACCAGUUUUGGUUUCAGCCUACUAUUUAAAACAAUCAAAUAAUAUAAUAUAGUAGUAACUAUUUAAAUAAUAUAAUAUAAGUAAAUAAUAUAAUAUAAGUAAAUAAUAUAAUAUAGUAGUAACUAUUUAUAUUAUUUUCUUCUCUUACCUAUAGAUUACAUUUAUUUAUUUAGUGACAGUUCUAACAAAUCAAUUUGACUGAAAUCAAUAUGGAAGGUGUACCACGGUUAUACAUGAUUGGCUUACCUGCCAAACAGUGUGUAACUGACAGAAAACCAGAUUUCGCAUCAGCCAUAAAUUAUGUAAGUAUUAGCCACUUAUGGUUUAAAAUAUAUAUAAUAAAACAUAAAGGAAAGAGAUUUACAAUUUAACCAUUUUUGGCCUAACAAAAUUUGUUGUUUUUCUAAUGGUUAUCUAAUGCCUCCUUAGAAUUUAUUUUAAAAUUACAGUUUAUACAACUAUUUAUGAAUGAAAUUCUUAACAUAUUAAUGUUAUUAACAUCAUAAUUACAACUGAUGACGACUUUAAAAAAACAUUUAAGCAAGCAAAUUAAUAUUAUUAACAAAUGUUUAGUGUAAUAAUAAUGUAUUUAACAUGGUUAAUUCACCAAAGUUUUAGUAUUUUAUAAAUUGCUGAGUACAUAGUGCAUGCAAUUUAUGGCUUUUUACAUUUAUUUAUUAUAUUUUUAUUUAGUAUAUUCGUCAGUCCUAUGAACGUGAUCCUAAUUUGUACUCUACUGAUGUGGAUAUGCUGCAAGGUCUUAGACAAUCUGCUAUAGGUGCAGUGAUGUCAGCUGCUAGUACAGUGGAUGAUUGUACAGUAUUAAAACGUUACUAUGUACAACUGAUUCGAUUAACAGAAAAGUUUCCUGGAUUACUACAGCAAUCACAUGAUGAUAUUGAUAAGGAAGCAGUAGAAAAAACAACAAAACCUCUGAAAUUUACUUGGUGAGUAAUGAGAAAUGAUUGACUAACAGCAAUUAUAUAUAUACAAGCAGUAUAAUUAUGUUUGUUCUGGAACAGCUAGAUAUUUUUCACUUUAAAAACUAAUUUCUGAUCUCUGUUCACAUUAUUUUCUUGUUCUUUGUUCACAAACAUAAAUUGAAAAAUUAUAUUUAAAAAAAUUAAAUGUUUUAAAAAGUCCAAAAGGUUAUAUCAAAACAAGAGAAAUAUGAAUUUAUUAUUUUUAAAGUUGAAUAAUAUUUAAAAACUAUUUUCAUAUUAACAUUGUGGUAGGAACAGUUCUCUUUUAAAAUAAUAAAUAAUAAAAUAUAUUACACAUUGCGUGUGUAAUAGAUAAAUUUUGCAUACAAAUCGAUAAUGAUUAAUUAGGUCAAAUUAUAUAUACCUAAUAAUAUUUUUGUGUUAUUAAAAUAUUAUAUAUCUACCAAUAUAUAUAACAUUACGAUUUGUAUUGUUAAUAAAUUUAUUUCUAUCUUUUAGAAUUUUAGCAAAUUUCUAUAUGUUAACAAAGAUUAUAUUUGAAAGGUUUAUAUAAAAUUUAAAGUCAAUCGAUCCAGUAGAAUCCAAAAUCUCUUACUAAUCAUUUUAGACAAAAUUUGAUAACAUAUUUUAAAAGAUCGUUUAAGGUUUAGUAGGAGUAGAUGAAAACAGAAUUGAGCUACGAUGAUUUCUCGCUAAGAUAUUUAAACUCAACAAUUCUCAAAAUUGGACUACCCAAAAAUCGAUUUUUAGUAUUCAGUGUAAAUAAGUUCAGAAAUAACAAUGUUUUACAUGUUUCUGCUUAUUAUUGAAUAAAUUUAUUGUGGAAUAUUAUAACAAAUUUUUGGAUUCCUUUUGAAAAUCUUAAUAUUUUUACAUAAAUAAUUGAUCAACUGAUUUAUGAGAAAUUAGAAGAAGUAUUUAAUGAUAUAGAUGAAAUCGAAAAAGUUAUUUCUAAUGAAGUUAUAGUUUCUGUUGAUGAAUGCAAACCGAAUAGUUUAGUUAUUUUCGAUGAUUGUGUUCUAGAAAAACAAUUAAAAAUUAAACAAUAAUUUAUAAGAGGUCGAUAUAAAAAUAUUUCUUGUAUUUAUUGAACACAAGAGUUAUACUACCGUGGAUUUAACAAUUAUAAGAAACAAUUUAAAUUUUCUAAUUAUUUUUAAACAGUCUGAUCAUUAUAUUAAAAAAAUAUGGGAAUACUUUAUAUGUGAUAAUAAAUUAAGUUUAUUUAAUUUACUUUGUAAAAAAUGUUGGAAAAAACCAUUUGGAUUCUUAUCAAUAGAUAUAACAAAUAAUCAUCUCUAUAAUAAAUUAGAUACAUUUUUAUGUAAACAUUACAAAACGAAUGAUAAUCAUUAAUCAUUGAAUAACAAACAUCAGUUAAUGAAAAUUUAUUGAAAAAAUGUAUUUUUCUAUAAUAAAUGAGAACACUUGAACAAAUUCAAAACAAUCUUUAGAAAAAAAUUAAAAGUGUAUUAAACUUAAAAAAAUCUAAUAAAAUACGAAAAACAGUACAUUUGAAGAGAAAAAAAACCAACAGAAGUAGAGAUUAAUGAAACAAUUAAUCUUGAAAAAAAUAGCGAAAAUGUGUAGAAAUGAAGCAGAGAAAAAACUAAAUGAUGAAAUAAAAAAACAAAAAGCAUUUGAACCAAGAGAUUAAAAAAUACUAAAGAAGCUGUUAGAAAAACCGAUGAUGAUAUUAAAUCAUUUUUAGUUCCUGUGAAACAGUUAACACAAACAUCAGAUUUUAUUACCAAACAAAAAAUGAUACGAGAUAAAGACUUAGAAACAGAAAUCAAAAAUUCAAUUAUUAAUAACAAAAUAGGAGUUAUUGCAGCUCAUUAUUUAGCCAAAUUAUUAGAUGAUAAAUUUGGGAUUUUUCAUAGUAAAGAUAACGAUAUUAUUUUAAACGAAAAAACUUAUAAAGGAACACAAGGAUUAUGAAGAUUAUUAACAUAUAAUAAAAAUAUAGAUAAAACAUCAUAUUCUGAUGAUGAUAUUAAGAAUUAUGAAAAGAUAUUAAUAGAAACAGAAUCAUUAUAUCAUAAUAAUAAUAAAAAUACAAAAAAAGUAAAAUCAAGUAAAGGGGAUAAAUACAUGAAUCUGAUCUGUCCUAUUUGGAAUAAAAUUAAUGAAAAUAAAAAAUUACAAAGUGCAUGAAGGAUCUGGUUCAAUAACUUGUACAGAAAACCCAAUUCAAUAUAAAUACAUCGAUAAUUUAAACAAAUUGUUAAAAAGAUUAUAUUUUAUUGCUGCCUAAGAAGAAGCUGGUAAUAAUAAUAAAUUCCAUAAUGAAAAGUUAAGUAUUAUAAAUUUUGUAAGUAAAGAAAUGGAAAAAAUUAGUUGAUACAACCCAUGGUAUAGAAUAUCUCAUUUCUUUUAUUGCAAGUUUACCAAAAUAAGUGAUCAUUGGAUCUAGACUUGUUAAUAAUUUCUUGAAUAGUAAAUUUAUGCCUGAAAUUCACUGGUCUGGUUAUAACUAUCCCGGACCAUUUACAAAAUCUACGAAACCAAUAAACAAACUAGAUGAAACUGCCUAAAUUAUAUAUCUAAAUAUUUUGUCUAAAUAUCAGAAACCUGAUUAAAAAAAUGUAUUCUUAAGUUAUGACAAUUUUUAAAUCUUGUUCAGAAGUAUCAAUAGUCUAUUCUGCAAAGAUUUCAUUAACUUGUUUAUCUAGAACAGUUAAAUGUGCAUUAAUAUUUGCUAUUUUUAAUGAAUAAAACUUUUGAUAUAUUUCUGGUAAAUACUGAAUCUUUUCAUAAAUAUAAUCACCUAAAAUUUCAAAAGUAGAAUUAGAAAAAUGCAUCUGAUCCUUUGCGGAUUUGCCCAACAUUUUGAAAGCUGUUUCACAACUGAUGAAAACCAUACAAACCAAAAUGAAGUAGUAAACCUUGAACAAAGAAACAUAGAAGAUCAACCAAUAGUCAAUUCCAUGAGCCCAUAUACCCCUAAAGAAAUACAGAUAAUAAUAAAUAAACUAGCUAAUAAAUAAAGCCCGGGUCAUGAUCUGAUAACAAAUAAAAUACUCAAAAAUCUCUAUCAUACAUAGCUAGACCUCAUGAACUCCUCCAUAAGACUAGGCUAUUUUCCUGACACAUGGAAAAUUGCAAUCAUUAUCCCUAUACAUAAACCAGGAAAACAAAAUAGUUCACCCAAAAGUUACAGACCCAUUAACCCUACUCCCAAUUUUCUCAAAACUCCUUGAAAGAAUUUUGCUGCACAGAAUUAAACUGUUCCUAAAAAUUAUACCACUACAUCAAUUCGGUUUCAAACCAUUUUAUUCGACAACCCAUCAGCUACAAUGGAUCUCUGAAAUCAUAGUAAACAGUUAUGAAAAUAAAAAUUUACUACAACAGCCUUUUUAGACAUAUCACAGGCCUUCGAUAAGGUUUGGCACCAUGGACUUAUUUUAAAAAUAAAAUCCCUAAACCUACCUUUAUACCUUAACAAUACACUCUUGUCAUUUAUAGUAAAUCUCAAAUUUCAUGUCAGAAUAGGAACAGAUAUAUCACAAAUACAUAAUGUAAAGGCUGGAGUUCCACAGGGAUCUGUGCUAGGACCAUCUCUAUUCAAUAUCUACUGUCACGAUAUACCAACACCGCAACACUGCCAUCUAGCAAUGUUCGCAGAUGACAUUGCAAUAAUAACGCAAAACCAAACUCUUGAAUCUUCAAAAAGAGACCUACAAAGCUCCAUAGAUGAACUAUCCCUCUGGUUCUCAAAAUGAAAACUAACACUAAACCCAACCAAAAGCGAAGCAAAAAUAUUUACACUCAGAAAUUACAUAAACCCGACCCUACUUCAAAUAAACAAUAAAGAAAUCAACUGGAAUAACAAAGAUGACUCAGUAAAAUAUUUGGGCCUGCACCUUGACAAAAAACUAAGCUGGAAAAUACACAUCAACAAAAAAUUAAACCAAGGAUACACUAGGCUACGAAUACUGUACCCUCUAUUAAAUCAUAGCUCUACCAUACAAAUGAAAUGCUCUCUACUCCUUUACACAGCAGUAAUAAGACCAUUAGUAACCUAUGCAUGCCCAGUCUCAAAAACAAAAAUUAAAAAAUUACAAACCCUCCAAAAUAAAUUCCUAAGAAUAGCCCUAAAGGCCCCUUGGUUUAUGAGAAACAAACAACUACACAACAAUACAGGCCUACCACACCUAUCUACCUGGAUAACACAACAAUUUAAAAAUUUCCUCGGGAAACUCCACUAAGUUGGCAGAGCCUGUCACUACAAUAUGGGCAAGAGAUCCACAAAUCUAAGACUCAAACCUCGGCUACCUCAGGACAUCCUACUAGAUCCCAAUGAAGACACCCCAACCUCAGACCCAGACUCAUAGCUUAUCAAAUCUAUUAAACCUAUUAUACAUUACAUAAUUAAUUAUAUAAUAAUAUAAUAUUACUAUUAUAAUUAAAAAAAAAAAAAAUGUGUAACAUUGUAAAAAUACUUGGUGUAUUGACACAAUUAUAUUAAUAAAUAAUAAAAAAAAAGAUAUACAAUUUAGGUAUAUUUUUUAUAAUUUUUAAUAAAAUCCAAACACAAAUAUACACAAAUAGGCGGAUCAUUUUAGUGUUGAAAUCUUCUAGAUGUUAUUUUAAGAUAAUUUUCUCCUAAAUACUUUACUAAUUCUUUUGGUGGAUUAGCAUUACCAUAAGAAUCAAAAUAAAUUUUAAGAUUUUCAUGUUUUAUCCAUGCAACUCAAUGUGAUCCUUCUUGAUCAGAAUUAUUUAAAAUAUUAAUAUUCCACAUUGAUUCGUUAAAGUUUCUAUAGAUAAUUCAUCUCUCAUUAAACAUCCUUGAACAUUUUUAAUUUUUUACCAGCUUUCAUGAUAUCGAAAUAUGCAGAAACAUGUAAAACAUUGUUAUUUCUGAACUUAUUUACACUGAAUACUAAAAAUCGAUUUUUGGGUAGUCCAAUUUUGAGAAUUGUUGAGUUUAAAUAUCUUAGCGAGAAAUCAUCGUAGCUCAAUUCUGUUUUCAUCUACUCCUACUAAACCUUAAACGAUCUUUUAAAAUAUGUUAUCAAAUUUUGUCUAAAAUGAUUAGUAAGAGAUUUUGGAUUCUACUGGAUCGAUUGACUUUAAAUUUUAUAUAAACCUUUCAAAUAUAAUCUUUGUUAACAUAUAGAAAUUUGCUAAAAUUCUAAAAGAUAGAAAUAAAUUUAUUAACAAUACAAAUCGUAAUGUUAUAUAUAUUGGUAGAUAUAUAAUAUUUUAAUANAUUUAUCUAUUACACACGCAAUGUGUAAUAUAUUUUAUUAUUUAUUAUUUUAAAAGAGAACUGUUCCUACCACAAUGUUAAUAUGAAAAUAGUUUUUAAAUAUUAUUCAACUUUAAAAAUAAUAAAUUCAUAUUUCUCUUGUUUUGAUAUAACCUUUUGGACUUUUUAAAACAUUUAAUUUUUUUAAAUAUAAUUUUUCAAUUUAUGUUUGUGAACAAAGAACAAGAAAAUAAUGUGAACAGAGAUCAGAAAUUAGUUUUUAAAGUGAAAAAUAUCUAGCUGUUCCAGAACAAACAUAAUUAUACUGCCUAUAUAUAUAUAUAUAUAUAUAUAGUAUUAUAUAGUUGUGUACUUCAUAAUGUAUAAGUAUCAUACUCAACAAUUUUAGUGUUUCUAAUAACAUAGAAACAUUUCUUAUUCUAAUAUAUGUAUAGGUAUCGAAAUCUUUGUGGCAAAGCAAAUAAGGAUGUUGAGGGGUCUGUGGUUGACUAUGGCAACAUUGAGUAUGAAAUGCGAUGUGUGCUGUAUAAUGUGGGUGCAGCACAUAGUCGACUGGCUGCUGCCCAAGACCGGUCACCUCCACUAGAAUCUUCUAGUGAACUGAUAGAAGGAACAGAGUCUUCAUCAACUAAGGCUCUCAAGGUAGCUUGCACACAUUUGCAAUGUGCUGCAUGGGCAUUUCAGGUAUUGAUUUACCAACCAAUUAAUCUAUAUGUGUCAUUGUAUUAUGUCCACAAGCCUUUAAGUCUGCCAAAUUCGGGAGAGGUGUGCAAUAUAAAUACCAUGAAAAAUAUUGGAUAAAAAAACUUGAAUUUGAAUUUUUUAUGAUGAUAUAGAUCAUUUUCCAGUUUUACUACAUUUAUUAUAAAUGUGUUAUUUUUUAUAAGGGGGUUUUUUAUAACUUUACAGUGUUGAAUUGAAAUACUCAAUAAAACUGAAUAAAUAUUAUUUAUCUAUGUAUUUAUUAUGCACUUAAGAUAUUCUGUUUAUUUAAUUAAAUUUUUAGUAUAAUAAUAUGAAUGAUUAUUUAAAAUACAACUCAAAAAUAAAACUAAAUUUUAUGGAAUGUUAACCCAUUGUUAAUUUUUUACAGCAAUUGCUUGGCAGUAGAGGAAACAACAAUGAAAAGUUUGAACGACAAAAGCCAUCAGUUACAAGUUACACUGUUCUCGAGUUUUCAUUUAAUGUUAUGCUAGCACAAGCACAAGAGUGCAUCUUAGAGAAAAGUAUGAUGGAUGGCCGAAAACCUCUCAUAAUAGGUACUACUAAUAAUAUUUAUUUAUCAUAUUAAAAAUAUUAUAUAAUUGUAUUAUAUUAAUUACUAGUUGUCCUGACUUUGUGCACUAAGUAUUGAACAAAUAAAAAUGUGUCUUCAUGACUCCUCAUUUCCUAAUCUGUUUCAGUUAAUAAUUGUUGCUUGGUAAUUUAUUAAAGUAGUAAUUUACAUAUAAAUACUACUAUUACUCCAACUGUAUUUUUAAUAUUUUAUAUUCCUCAUCAUCAAGAGUAUCAUUAUUGAUUUGUGUGUUUAUAUUAUUAAUAUAGCCAAAGUGUCAGCAAUGAUAUGCGAGUAUUUCGCUUCAGCAGUAGAUGCAGUACGCAGAAUGGAACAUGAGCCUAAUUGUGUGAGCAACUAUAGGUUUGAGGUGAAUUCAAUUUUGAUUUUCAAAUAUUACAUCUUAAGGAAUGACAAUCUUUGACUGUUACAGAAGUGGAAAUCAUACUCUGAGUUCAAGUGCCGUUAUUAUGGAUCUGUAACAGCUCUGUUCCAGGGCCAACAUGUCCAGGAUCAACUCCAGCAGAUGGGCACUCGAGUGUCAUUUUAUCGACGAUCUUUAAAUUUGCUUAAUCGCGCAUGUAUGGUGUCUGAGCAAGGUGCCAAUACAUUAAUGGCUUUGGCACCAAAAGAUGAAGACGUAGAAGAUGAUGAAUACUAUUACUACUUGCAAUCAAAAGAUAGCCAGAAUAAAAGUCAAUAUGCAAUUGCCAAAGUAAGAAUAAAAAUUUUUUCAAUCAAGUUCAAUACAGCUCCUCCAUUAAAAUUAAACUUACUAAUAAUAACAAAAGAUUAUUCAUGAGGUUUUAAAAACUAAAUGAAACAUGCAUCAUGCAUAUAGUUUAUCAGUGUUUAGCUUUACAGUCAUCAUACAGGCACAUCCACUUUAAAAUAAUUUAUUUUCACCUUAUUUUUAGUAAGAUUUUGAUUUUAUUUUAAGUAUAUUUUUCAUAUAUACAUAUAUACUUUUUAUUAUUUAUAUUAUUUUGUAUAAUUUGAGUUAAUAACCACAUUAAUGUAAUUUUAAAAACUAAUAACUCAAUAUAAUUUUAAACUUUCUGAUUAUAUUAUUAUUUUUGUUUUUUAAUUAUCAGUUGAAAUUUUAAAAGUAAGUUCUUCUGUAUUUUUAUCCUAAUUUUGAUGGGAUUACAUAAAAUAUCACUUUUUACAUGUAAACAUUUUGCAAUAAUUGAAGUCAAUUUGUGUCUUAUGUAUAACAAUAACGAUGAUUGAAUUAACAUAAAUAACAUGAUUGUUUUAUAAAUCAUAAAUCAAUAUCAAAAUAAUUAAAAAUAAAUGUAGUUAUAUCAAUCUCUGUUAAUACAUCUAAAUGUUUACAUAAAUAGUCAGCCACUCUUUUAUUAGUCUAUAGUUAACUAUUCCACCAAAUUUUGAUGUGGAUUUGAAAAUGUUCAAAUUAGUGCAAAUUAGAUUGUAAUUAUGAUUUUUAAUACUGAUUAGUUUUUAGAUUCUAUAGGGUGGUAUUUUUUAGAUUUCCUAAGCAGCCAUUUUAAAAAUAAAAGCAUGUAAGUGUGAAAAAACUGUAGGAAAUGUUCAAUUUCACAAUUUCAUCAAAAAAACAUUAGAUACCUUUUUAAUUUACUUUCUUACAGUAUCAUUGCCAAAACUUUUGAAACAUUUUUGAGGUUUUUGCGCGAUUUUAAUUUUUGGGAGUUUUUGCUAUAUAUCAGUUAUAAAUACACAUAGAGACUUAUAUUGGACUAACCUAGACAUGAUAAAAAUUUCCAAAAUUGUACUUUUUUUUUAUACUAUAGACUACUUUCAUCCUAGAAAACUUACUCAGAUGUAUAAAUGUAGCACCCUUUUCUUAAAGUCAAUUUUAUCUAUUUGUUAAAUACAUAAGUUAUUUUUUGAUUUUCAAAAUGGUAUUUAAAAUAAAAAUGAUUAACCGGAAAAAAAAUAUACGAUUUUUCACGAUUUCGUUAUUUUAAGUAGGUCCCUACCAUGUUUACUAGCACAAAUAUGGCUCCAAUUGAAAAACAACAAGAGACCUGUUAUAUUGAAUUAUUAAUUUUGAUUUUAAUGAUACAGGCCAUAUUUUGAUUUUCAAAUUAAUUUUUAUAAUAAUCGGCAAAAAAUGUAAGAAGGUUAGGUUAAAAAUAAUUAUGGUACUUCAAAUUAUGUAUUUCCGAAUUGCGCUCUGAAUCUUCUUUCAUAAUCAAUGGUUUAUCAUUGCUUACAGAUAUAAAUGAAAUAACCUUAUGUAUCCCACCUUCCCACUACCCACCUAACACAGUAGCAGCACUCAUUUCCAGUAUCAGCUCUUUUUACAAUCAGUUUGUAUAUGUAAUAUAUUAUCAAGAUUAUUGUAUUUAUUUCAUUGUGUAUGUGAUUGGAUGUGUAUUGAUUGGAUGUGUAUUGGAAAGCUACAAUAUAGAAUUAAAAUAUUUGUUCUUUUGUGUACAUUGAUAGAUUUUUUUUCUAUAUUAUUUGCAAUUUUGUGUUUUCUUUUCAAGAUAUAUUUAGCAAGAUUUAAUUUAGGAUAUUUUCGUUUUAAUCUAAUUUCUAAAAGUGUUAUAAUUUGUUUCCCAUUAACUUAUGUAUAUUUUAUUGCAUUCAAAAUUUAAUUUAUACAUUCCUGGAUUAUCAUAUUUAUUUAUUAGAAUAUUUUGAUGUUUAUUGAUUUUAUUAUUUAGACAUUUAAUUAUAUUAUUAUAUGUAUAGAAAGCUGGUUUAUAAAUUUGGCUGUUAUUUUUAUUGUUGUUUAUACAGUUGUUUUUUUGUUGUAAUUUAUUUAAAACUGGUUGUAGAAACUUAAAAUUUGACAGAAACUUUACAUAGACAUAAUGAAAUUUCAAACAUUUGAGUCAUUUUUAAGCUAUUUAUAGACAUUUUAAUUUUAAGAGUAUUUUUCUAUGGAUAAAAUUGUUGGACUAAACAGAAAUGCUUGAAAAUUUAACAUAAGUUUCAUUAUAGGUUGUACUCAGUGGUCAAUAAAAAAAAGUUGUUAGUAUUUUUUUUUUUUUUGUAAGAAUUUUAAUAUCAAAUAUUGAUAAAAAUCUUAAAUAUCAUAAUAUUGACCUUUGAAACAUAAAUAACCAAACUCCACUCAGAAUCCUUAAGACAGCCACAUAUGGUCCAGUUGACCUGUCAGUUAUGCCUGAGUAGGCCGCCAAAGAUCUACAGGCUGGACUAAUGCAGUACUCCAGAUGUGAAUCUGUCUAGCAUCAUUUCAGUCACAAGUUUUGAUAGACAUGGCUACUAUCACGCUUGCUGAUAUUAGAUACUAUUUUCUUCAAACAAUGUUCGCUUUGGUAUUUAUUAAUACAAUUUUUAAUACACUGAGAUUCUUUUUCUCUACACAUUAAAAAAAAAAGAAUGACAAAACCACACGAAAUAACAUAUGUACCGCAGUAUUAUAUUAAUUAUAUUAGCUUGUGAACUGUAAAAUAAAACUUAACUUAAUUCGACUGGAUGGCCAUAGCUCAGAAUACACAUACCUUCCGAUAUGUCUGCACAGUCCCCCACAGCAAGAUGGAAGAAAGAGUUUUCAUAUUUUUUCGGCAGCUUACACAAGCAUUACUGACAGGCUGACUGGACCAUGGCUGCUUUUAGCAAUAAUAAAUCAUUGCAUACGAAAAUAAAUUUAAUUUUACCUCCCAACUUCUCACCUACAUCAUUGGCCCACCCAUCCAGCGAUGUCAGUCUCAUAUAUAUAAAUAUAUAUACAUAUAUACAUAUAUACAUAUAUCUUUUUCUAUUAUAUAUUUUUUCUUCUGGGCCUCCACACAAGUUCUCCUCAGUGAGACCCAGUAUUCAUGUGGUAAAUAAAAUUAAUAAAUAAACACUUAUUUUAUUAGUAUUGUGUUUGUGUUACUGUGAUAAAUUUUUAUUGAUUUUAAAGGAAUUGGAGAUGCGCAGAGAUACUCUUUCAUUUGCCAUGGAUGUGGCUGGGGCUAAAUGGCGAGCAGCUAAAUCAGAGAAUGAGCUUAUUUAUCAUGAACCUGUAGUCCCUGUGUCUUCAGACGAUGAUGAUACUGAAUGUAUAAGAAGUAACUUGGCAUCAACAAGUAGUACUAAUCAUCCCCAAUUAGAAAUGGUUAAGGGUGCCUCUCUGGUAAAGCCUAUUGGAUUUGGCAUAGAUGAUACUGAGUUAUUAGUUGUUGUGACUAACAAGGAUUCACCAUGUGAGUCAACUACUACUACAUUAUUCAAAGACCUAGUGCCUGCAGCCACUCGUCACCGAGCUGAAAUAUACCAGUUUGUAUCAAUUAUUAUUAAUUAAUUAUCUUAACUAUUUUAAAAAUACUAGUGUGUGAUUAUGUUUAUGUAUAUUUUAUUCAUGUCUGCUAGUAUCUGGUUCAAAAAAUUUGUUUAAAGCCUCUGUACUCACCAUGGAAUUUUAAAAGUAGUUUAAUUUUACACAUUUAAAGACAUGAGUUCAUAAACAUGUUUACUUUGCAUUAAAGUAUAUUUUUUUAUAUUAAGAAUCCUGUUCAUGGUUAUUUACAAUAUCUUUACAAUAAAAUGCUUAUAAAAAAUUCUUAACAUUUACAAUUAAAAAUCAUGUUUUUCAAUAUAUAUAGUAAAUAAAUAUAUAAAUAAAAAAUUAAUAUAUUAAAAUAAAAUAAAUUAAUUAAUGAAAGCAUAGACUGGAGUAUUAUGAUAAAUUUAUUAUAAAACCAGUUUAAAAUUAAAAAUUCAUCAUCAGGUAUAUCAUAGUCAAAAUGUAAAGUAUUAAAUGAAGGAAUAUAUAGAAAGAAAAACAUUGAUUAGGUUCGGGUAGGGUAGGGUAGAAAUACAAACUGAUUGUUUUUACAUAGAAUAUAGAAAUAAUUUAUUUUAAUAGGAGAGAUUAUUUAAAAUUAGUUAUUAUUAAACAUAAAUUUGUUGAAAAAAUGUAAAUUAAUUGAUUAUUAUUUAUUCUCUAAAAUGUAUUGAUACAAGAUUAUUUUUAAAAAGGGUUUGAACAUUUAAAAUAUUAAAAUUAUUUUUCUUUAAUUCAUUGUGUGUGUGUAAUUCUUCUAAAACUGAAUUAAUGUAAAUGUUUUUUUGGGUAUUUAAUAUUUCUAAGUCUGUAUUAAUAUCUAAACUUAUAUUAUGGUUAUUUUUUAAAUUUAGCGAAAUUUGAAUUGGGGGGUCUCUAAGAUUCUGAGUGGAGCAAAGAAGCUUAUGGUUUUAAAAAAAUUAAAAUUUUCUAAUAAAGGAAUUGCUCUGAUUUUUAUGUGUAGCACCUUUUCUUAAAGGAUAUUUAUGUGGAGAGAUACUUUAAAGAGGUCAUUUUUUCGAUUUUAUCAAGAGUUUUCUCAUCAAAUGUGAAAAACUCCCAAAAAUCAGGAAAAUGUAUCACAUAUAUUUGUAUACUACAAUGUUUUUUUUUUCUGUGAACAACUUUUCUACUAGCAAUUUUAUUUCAGUUAAUUUGAUGAUCCCAAGAGUUUUCUCAACAAAUGUAUUGUUUAUUAUGGAAACUGUAAAAUAUAUAAGCUAUGGGUCCUUUAAGUGCUCUUUUAUUUGAAAUUUCCAUGUAAAAUUAUGAAACCAAUAAUAUUAUUAACAAAAAAAUAUACAGUGCAUAUAUAAAAGAAUAUUAUAGAUAUGUUGAUGACACAUGCAUUUUAUUUAGAGGUUCAAAUAGACAUGCAGAAAAUUUAGUUAAUUACUUAAACCAAAUAAAUAAAAACUUUCAAUUUACAAUCAAAAUACAAAUCAAUAAUACAUUUAAUUUCUUAGAUCUUACAGUUUCCAUAGUAAACAAUACAUUUGAUUUUAGAAUUUAGGGUCUUAAAAAAAAAAAAAAUUGUUAAUUCAAUAUUCCAUAGGCUGAACGUAAUCUAUUAAAUAAACAUAAUUAUCAACAUGAGCUUAAUAUUAUCCAUAAUAUAGUUCAUAGAAAUAAUUUCAAUUUCAAUACUAUUGAAAAAAUGCAUAAACAUGUUAAAGAAAAAAUAAAACACAACUCACCAGAUAAUGUUGUUAACUUUUGUAGUAUGAAAUAUCAAAAUAAUAUUUCUAACAAAUUAGCUAAAAUUCUGAACAAUUAUGCAAAUAAUGUAAAAAUUGUUUUUAAGACUAAUAAUAAUUUAAUUUUCAUAUAAAGAAUAGAACUAAAAACUUCACAAAAAAAAUUCUCCUUUUAAAAAUGCUGUUAAAAAUAAACUUAAAUGUAACUGUAAUAAAUUGUAUGUAAGACAAAUAGAAAUUUUAAAAUAAGAUAUAAAGAACCCAUUUCUGAAAAAAAAUUAAAAAUGACUGCCUCUAAUUCAAAUUAGCCAUAAAUAGCCAUAAUAUAAGUUUUAAUAUUAAUACAGACUUAGAAAUGUAUAAACCCAGAAUAACAUUUACAUUAAUUCAAUUAUAGAAGAAUUACACAUACACAAUGAAUUAAAGAAAAAUAAUUUUAAUAAUAUUUUUAAAUGUACAAACAGUGUACUUUAAGUGUAAUUUUAAUUAUUCAAAUUUAGAAGAAUUAUAAUAUAAAAAAAUAAUUUUAAAUGUUCAAACCGAUUUUAAAAAUAAUAUCUUAUAUCAAUACUUUUCAGCUAAUAUAUAAUAACCAAAUAAUUUAUAUUUCAUAACAUAUCUAUGUCUAAUAAUAAUAAUUAAUUUUAAAUAAUCUCUCUUAUUAAAUUAAAUUAUUUCUAUAUUUUAUGUAAAAUGACCGAUUUGUAUAAUUUUUAUUCCGUGUAUUCCUUCAUUUAAUUUUUUAUACUCAGUCGCAUUUUACAUUUUGACUGUAAUUUACCUGAUGAUGAAUUUUGAAUUCGAAACUGGUCUAUAAUAUAAUACAUUUAUCAUAAUACUCCAGACUAUAUAUUCAUUCAUUCAUUUAUUUAUUUUUAUACAUAAAUUGUUAAUUAAUAUAUUUAUUUCACGAGUAUUAACUAUUUUAAUAAUUUUGUUUUUACUUUAUUAUUUUAUUAUUUUUCAAUAAAAUAAUAAUCUUUAUUUGUCAAUUACAACAGUAUGUACAUUAUUUUUUACAAGAAAAUAAAUACAUUGACACUUCUCCAAUAAGCAUAGCUUGUGAUAGGGGAUAGUGAGUUCAAAUCUAUACUAAUAUAUAUAUAAAUUAAAUUUAAAACUAACAAAAUAUACAUAAAAAAUUAUAAAUAAAUAACUAUAUUAACUAUUGUUUAGUAAACUACACAAAUAAAAGUAAACAAAAAAAGAAAGAAAACAAAAAAAUAAUAUUAAAAAUUAUCAGAUGGACAUUUUAUUAAGAUCUAAGGAUAGUAUGUAAUUAAUUAUUUGUUUUUUAUUCAAGCAUUUAAUUUAACUAAAUAUGGUAUUAUAUUUCUUGUAUAUAGCAGUUCCAACAUAGAAGAUACUAUUUUGACAGUUUUAAACUUAACUGAAAUUAGAUUCCAAAAUUUUUUAGAUCUGGUAUUGUGUACAUGUUUUAUAGUAAAGCUGCUGAUGUCCAUUUUCAUUAAUAUUUUUAAAAUAAAGUCCAUUAAAUUUUAGAACAUCAAAAUCAUAUAAUUGGACAGUUAAAUAAAGUGGAUCUUUAUUAAGUAUACAUUUAAUUAAAGUGUUAACUACAAUUUCUAAUUUAUGAAAAUUAGUUUUGUUAGUUCCACGCCCAUACAACAAUUUCAUGUGAAAUAAUGGAUUGUGCUGAUGCAAAGUAUACCAUUUUCUUCUUCUUUCUUCAGCUUAACGGUCCUUGAAGGACCUGAGCUGUCACAAGUAAGUCUCUCCACCUUUCUCUGUUGAGUGCUAAUUCAACAGACGCAUUCACAUCCAACAAUUGAAUGUCCCUCUUCACAGCAUCUUUCCAUCUUGUUCAUGGUCUACCCACGGUUCACGGUUCUUCUGUAUCAUUGCGGUUGUGACCUUUUUUAGUAUAUCAUCUUCAGCUCUCCAAAUAUGUAAAAAAACCACUCCAUUCUCUUAGUUCUUAUAUACGUUAAUAUCGUUGGUUUUCCAUACAAUUGGUACAAAUUUUCGUUUUUCCGCCUUUCGAAUGUUCCUAGGUCCAGAUUGUACACCGAGCCAAAAAUAGAUCAAGUCUCAUACGUGUAAGUCACUAUUGGUCUCAGAUAACUGACAUUGAGCAGUGUUUUCGACUUUCUCGACAACAAUUUAGAUUUCAAUAACUUUUGGAUGCUUUGGUAGCAUUGGUUUUCACAUGCUAAUCGUUCAACUAUUUCCUGAUGCAUGUCAGUUUUAUUGUUUAUGUUUACACCUAGAUACUUAAAACUUUCUACACUUUCAAAUGUGAGAUUAUCUACUUGUAGAUUAGGCUGAUAUUCUCUUCUCCCGGAAAGUACCAUAAAUUUUGUUUUUUCUUCGUUAAUACAAAGUCCCAUUUGUUUUACUGGUCGUCACAAGGUUAGACAUUGUCUGGGUGAUAUCUUGUCAUGAGUUUCCUAAANAGAUACUUAAAACUUUCUACACUUUCAAAUGUGAGAUUAUCUACUUGUAGAUUAGGCUGAUCUUCUCUUCUCUUGGAAAGUACUAUAAAUUUUGUUUUUCUUCAUUAAUACGAAGUCCCAUUCUUUUACUGGCCGUCACAAGGUUAGACAUGGUCUGGGUGAUAUCUUGUCUUAAGUUUCCUAAAAUGACAAUAUCAUCUGCAUACGCCAAUAUUAUUUCUUUAUUUACCACCUCAACUUGAUAACUAUGAUUUAUUUAUCGAAUCGCUUUUUCGAGACCUAAAUUGAAUAGGGUUGGGGAUAAGGCAUCUCCUUGCCGUAGGCCCGAAUUUACUUCAAAGGCUGAUGACGAUUCUCCCAGAAAUUUCACUUUGCAUGCUGUUUUCUUAUUGCACAGCUUUACUAACAUAUUUUUUCGGUAUACCGAAGUAGGUCAAUGUGUUCCAUAACUCUUCCCUAUUUAUACUACCGUANUGACUAUGAUUUAUUUCUCGAAUCACCUUUUCGAGAUCUAAAUUGAAUAGGGUUGGGGAUAAGGCAUCCCCUUGCUCAAUUUUACUUCAAAGGCUGAUGAUAAUCCAUUUAAUUCAAUACCAUUUUAAGAUUGUUAAUAUUUUAAAUAUAUUUCAAUGAUUUAAAUUUAAAAAAUUAACAUCUAAUAAGUAAGGAAAUGUAAUCUAAAUGAUAGUUCCAUUUCAAAUGUGCAUCAAUAAAAAUUCCUAAAUAUUUUACUAAAUAUUUUUUUUGUAUAAUCACAACUAUUAUGGUUAGUAGGGUCAUGUUAGGUUUACUCAAAUAGAUUAUGCUUAUCUCAUCAAUAUUUGAAGUUUCAUUAAUAGUGAAAUUAAAAUAUUAUUUAAAAUAUAAUAAUUAAAAUAUUAAAAUUGAUAUGUAUCUAUACAUAUCAAUUUUUAUAAUUUAAUAAAGAAAAGUUUCAAUUUUUUUAACUAUUGCAAACCAAUUCUUGUAUACUCAUAAAAAUAUAAGUUCACAUCAUAGUAAAACCAAUAUAUCUGCUAACCCAUUUUAUUUAUAUUUUGCCUAGUAACAUUUAUGCUAGCAUACAUCUUUUGGUUGUUGUGUUCAUAUACAUAAUGUAUUCCAUUGUGGUACAUUAACUGAUACUAAAAUGUUAUAAGGACACUUAAUUUUUUUAUGCUAGUGUUUUGGCAUGACUUAUACUAUUUCCUUUUUUUUUUUAUUAAUUGAUGGAGACUGAUUUGAAGUAACAAUAUAAGGUGAUUGGGCUGUAGCUCUGAAUUUAAGUUUGGCAAUAUUUGUUCAUUUGUUAGUUUUCAUGGAUUUAUCAUUUUGGUAAUCUGUAAUUAUUCCAAUUUCUUGUGAAUUUUUUUUUCACAAGACGUUUGAUUUUAAUUAUUUUUAUUAUAGAGCAGAUGGCUACCAAAAAAUAUUGUAUCUCUUAACAUAAAAUCCAGUACUCAUUGUAUUUUUCGGAUCUAUAUCACCUCCAUGAUUGACAUCUCGAAGAAUAUAAUAGCAAAACUAUUUAAAAUGGGGGGGGGUUGUAGUUUUGUCAAUUUCCCACAAAGUAGAAUUAAAAAAAAGAAGAAAUUUUAUGUUAACAAAUACAAUAUUCUUUGGUAUUCAUCUGUUUUAUAAUGAAAAUAAUUAAAAUCAAACAACGGCUUACAAAAAAAAAAAAAAAAAAAACAUUAAUUUACAAGACAUUGGAAUAAUUACAAAUCACCGAAAUAAUAAAACCAUAACAACCAAUAAAUGAAUAAAUGCUGCCAAACUUAAAUUCGGGGCUACAAUUGGAACACUUUAUAUUGUUACUCAAUAUAAAGUAUUCAUAAUAAUUAAUUAAAAAACAAUUCAAUAAAAACAACUGAAUUUAUGCAUUUUUUUAAUAUUUUUUACAGUCAAAUGAGUCGUAUUUUACGUAUAGGAUCGUUAAAUUGACGCUUAAAUAAAAAAUAAUUUAUUCCAUUGAAAUACCUGACAAAUUUACAUACAAAUUUACGUGUCACACAAAAAUUACGAUUUUGGACAUAUAGCACAUAAGCCAAAAAUGGCGGUGAUAAUGAUUAUUUUUGGAAAAAAUCGAGUGACCCCUUAUUUCGUAAGAGAAUUUUGGGUUAAAUUCUCUGGAAUGGUUUAUUUUUAUUUUGUAUGGGUAUUUUACAAAUAAAACGGGUAAAACCAGAGUUUUAAUAAGAAAACAAAAAUUCCAAAAAAACAAUUCUUAUAGCCACAUAUAGAGUCACAAUCCGUAGAGUUGGCCAGUUUUUUCUGAUACACUCUGUAUAUAUUUUGUGAUUUCAAUAUAACAGAGUAUAUGACCAUAACUAAAAAGUAUAUAGUAUAGGUAAGGUGUUUAUAAAUAAUGAUCAGAAGUAAAGGUAACCUUCCACUACAGCCCUGUGUGUAUGUGUUAGUGGUGAGAAAAAUCCAUAUUUCGAAUUGUUCGAAAAUUCGAAUACUUGGAUUUUACUCUGAUUGCACACACUCGCAAUGUUACUAGUGUGUGUGAGUGUGUUAAUAACUGAUGACGUGAUUUUAAUCCUGAAAAACUUAAUUUGUUCAGGAUACUUUAUUAGCUGCAUUCACAUAAGUAUUGUAAAUAUUUUUGUAAUCAGGAGAGUGACCUUAAUAACAUAUCAAAAGUCAAAAUUUUAAUGAUCAGAGUAGAUCGAGGAUUGCAUUCAUAGAUAUAAGAGAUUGUAUAUACUGAAAGAGGGGUUCCUUGCACUAUAUACUAAAAGUUUUUCAGAAUAGUUUUCUGAUUUACUCACAGUAUCACUAUACUCUAUUCACCGUAAGUUGACCCAUUACUUGACGAAAACCUCUCACAAAAAUCCCGAAAAAAAAAACUCACCCCCCACCCUGUACGAAAGGUCGCGGCGGCAGUCUACUGCUUACUACGACGAACAACGACGAACAACGACGAUCGCCUAACACCGCCGACCAAUCACAGACCACGACGGCCCAAUACAUGCGCGGAAGUGAGUCAACUUGCAGUGGAUAGACUAUAGUGUGUGUGAGGGUGUUAACAACUGAUGACGUGAUCAUGACGCGUGAUUUUAAAGUUUUAAAUUAACAGAAUUGAUCGAGGAUUGCGUUCAUAGAUAUAAAAUUGGUGUAUUUUGAAAUAGGGGUUCAUCUACACUAUAUAUUAAAAGUUUUUUAUAAUGGUUUUCUGAUUGUAUUCACUCACAGUGUCACUAUACUCUAUUCACCGUAAGUUGACCCAUUACUUGACGAAAUCCUCUUGCGAAAAUCCCGAAAAAAAAAAAAAAACUCACCCCCCUCCCUUGUACGAAAGGUCGCGGCGGCAGUCUACUGCUUACUACGACGAACAACGACGAUCGCCUAACACCGCCGACCAAUCACAGACCACGACGGCCCAAUAUACAUGCGCGGAAGUGAGUCAACUUACAGUGAAUAGACUAUAGUGUGUGUGAGGGUGUUAACAACUGAUGACGUGAUCAUGACGCGUGCCCGGUGACCUAACUAAUGGCCGAGGACGACCAUUGACUGUGAUGCGCGAUAAUCUUUAUUUUUCGUACCCUCUGUAAAAAAGUUUUUCUUCAAAAAGAAGCAAUUUAAAAUUUCAUAUUUAAACUUAUAACAUAAUAUUUAAUAUCCAUAGUAGUUAUUUUAAUUUGAUAAUAUGUUAUAAUAUACAUACUCUUUUUACUGUUGCAAUAGAACUGAAAAACGAGCCAUGUUAACAGAAUUGCAAUCUUUGUGCGACAGCGCAGAUGAACGAUUGUCUGUGUUCAUGGAUACAUUAAAUCUUGAAUGCUUGGAAAUGUACAAAGAAGAUGUAAACAAUGUGCUGGAACUUCCACAAGUAAGUGUUUGCAUUUAACAUAUUUAUUCUUGUUCUGUUUAAUAUUGUUAAAUGUACUUUAUUUAAAAAGCAAUUGGUCAACUGUUGUGCCUCUUAUCAAGCACUAUUACUACAAAAGCAACAAGAAAGAGGAGAUACACCAUAUAGUGAUGAUGAUGAAGACCAUUUAGACGCUGAUAUGGCUCGGUUAUCAGCUGCAAUACAAGCAGUAGAUGGCAUGCUGGAUGAGAUUGAUAGACUAUUGAAGGUAUUAUUUAUUCAAGACAAGUAUGCAUAUUUUAGAGAUUAAACAGCAUUUAGAUUAUUUUUGAAAGUAUUUCUAUAAAACCCAGAAAGUAAUAUUUAAUAUUUGAUACCACGGGCGGGGAGCCCUACUUCACGCCGGAAUGACCUGACCACUCCGGACUUAUUGCCCCCAAGGUUAAGGAGAAUAACUUGGCUGAAAGGUGGUAGCUGUGGAACUGGCGCGAUAUAGUAAAGCUAAUCCACCGCACCUAGUGGGCGAAGGGGAACCCAUUCCGGUCGCGAGAAAGGUAUGGGCCCAAAAAAGCCCAGGGCCAGUGUUCCCUCUGAAGACCCGGGACCGGUGGCGGCUUGCCAUCAUCCCUCCAGCACCGCGACUGCCCACAAGUAGCACCCAGCGCUAAAACGUGGACGGCUGGCAGUAGGCGUCAGCCGGCCCAAAACUCUUUAAUUUAAUAGUAAUAGGAAAAAUGACCAAGGACAAAUAGAUUAAUGUAAAUCAAUGGAACAAUGAAUUAUUAAUUAUUGGUGAAACUGAACAUUAUUAAUUUAUUGUAAGAUAAAUAAAUUGUUGUGGAACUGAUGUGAGCUAGGGUUUAGUUGUGAUUGUGAUAAGAAAAUUGCAUCUUAUUUUCAUGUAUAAAGUAUAACUCUGACAUUAAUAGACUCAUUUUUUUUAUAUAUAUAUAUGUAUUUGCUUUUAUAUUUAUUUAUUAUUUAAAUACAUGUAAUGUUAUAUUUGGGUAACAAAUUAUUGGAUGGUCAAAUGGAUAACUAAUACAAUAAUAAGAAUAAUCUAUAAUAAUAAAUUAUGUGGAAUAAAUCACUGUCUUUUAUUAGGUCAUGUUUGGAUUUCUAGUUUCGAUACAUAGAAACAUAGAAUUUCUAUGCAUUUCAACUAUAAAUCAGGAUUAAACUUAAAAAUAACAUAUAACUUGGGAAAGUUCAAAUGUAUAUCUAUAACUUCAGUAAGUCAUGAAUAGUAGUGGUAAAUUUUACUGUUGUUGUUUUUUGAGUUUUGAGUUUUAUCAUACAAUUAUUUAAUAAUGUACAGUAUCUCCCAUGAUUGAUAAUCAUAAUUGUAAAUUACUAAUUGAAAGGUUUUCAAUUUUUGUUCUUUUUUCUUCGUCUGUCUUGGUCUUUUUUUUAGGAUUCAUAUAUAAAAGUUUGCUUGCAAUAAAUUUAUAAUACAGACUUUAAUAUUUUUGUAAACAAAAGACUGAAGAACUUGGUGAUUCUGAGUAUCGACGUACAAUGGGUCGGCCAUAUGAUUAUUCAGCUGGCCGAAUGCGAGAACUACGCAGAGAGGCUUCCAGGUACAGGGAGACACAUGUUGGUCGUGCUCGAGACAGUUGGGUUACACUUAGUCGUGCUGUUCGUGAGCGCCGCCGUAGGGAUUUGGAGCUGCUAGCAUUACCACCAACCGAACUUGCAGCUCGGUUACCACCAGCACAGCCUACACGAUCAGCGAUUUCAGCUGAAGUAGCUGCUUCUGGUGUUGUAGAUUUGUCAACACCCAUGGAUAUCACCAGUGAGCAUUUUGUUGUUUUAAUUGUUAUUAUGUAUGCCGUGAUAUUGUAUAUUCAGUUUAUUAAGGCGAUCUACUGACCUAAUAAUUUUACAUAUAGAAUAAUAUACAGUGUAUCUCACCAACUGUUAAACUAUUAUUGCGAUAUAGAAUAAGUGUAGUGAUAAUGAUUAUUCUGCAAUAUUAAUUGUUUUCACACAAAUUUUCUAGAAAUUAAAAUGGCUAUUACUAAGAAACUAUUCAUCUGAUAUGGUUUGUAUAAUUUUGUUAAAUAAAUAAAUAAAGUUUUUGUAUUUAAGGGAUGGAAAUAAAAAUUUAAUUUUUUUCCAAAUCGAUGUCCCCAUCGAAGACAAACCGAUUGAGAAAAUAAAAAUUGAAAAAUAUUUAAUAUUAAUAGCACUAGAAAAAUUUGUCAACUUCAUAGUGGGACAAACUGUAUACAUAUAUUUGUAUAGUAUAUAAAUAUAACUUUUACAUUUUGUGUUAAAUUAUUGGCCACCUUUGGGCUUGUUGAUUAUUGUGCACAUAAUUUGUAAGAAUUAAGGCAGAAUCAUAAAUUACAUCAAUCAAUUCCAUCUUCUAAUAUUGUUUAUGUGUGUCAAUUGUAUGUUUAGCAUGCUCAGCAGAAUCAUCGGAUCAAAAUGACACUGAAUCUGAUGAUAGUAACAGUGGACGGUUUCGCCAGCGAGAUUCUUUAAAACGUCUGGAUCGACUUAACAUGGUGGUUAAUAAACUGCAAGAAGUUAAAAAUCAACGGCAAACCCUGCUAGCCCAACUUCGAGGUGAGAUGGACCAAGAAGAUGCAGAAGCCUUUGCAAUUGGACAAGAUGAUACAGAUGUAUUAGGAGAAUUACAAGGAACUGAAGUUGAUAUUACAGUAGCUAUGAAAAAGAAGUUGGAUGAACGAUAUGCUAACCUGGUAAAUCAUAUUAUAUACAGUACAUAAUUUUAUUUAACGGUCAUUUAGAAAUAACAAAAAGUAAAAUUUUAAUAGAAUUAUUAAUAGUACCACUAUUUAUAAUCAUAAGUGUUAAUAAAGUUAACUUUUCUUAGUAAGGAGUUAGAGAUUUCCUAGUACUAGAGAGCAUAUUAUAUAAUCACUGAACCUUUUAUCAGUGGAUUAGUACAGUACCAUAUGGUGUAAUUUUUUUGUCCAUACAUUGUUAUUAACCUAGACUAAAUUCUAGUCCUUGAUUAUGAGUAAUUAAUUUCUACUGUUGUAUUUAAUUCAUUUCAUUUCAUCAAGUAAAAGUACACACUCCUUUAUUCAUAUAUUCAAGUGAUCUAACCUUUUUAAAUAUAAUAAAAAGAAAUAUACUUAAAUAUUUUUUAUUAAGAAGGUUAAUCUAUUAAAGGAGAGGUGCCAGUUAUUAAUAUUUUAAUGACCAUCUUAAUGAUUCUUUCACUAAUCUAUUGCCUGUAAUGGUCAUUUAAAGGGAAGAGUUACAGUUUUUUUACAGUCAAAUAUGAUAUUUUAGAUCAAAAAGCCAAAAUUUGUUUACAAUUUCUAAUAAAAUAAUUAAAUAUCUAUUUAGUAGAGAAUCUAAAGAAUCAUUUUCAGAAUAAGUUCAACAUAAUUUUUACAAAAUUCAUCUUUAGAAAAUAUUACUAAACACACAGCAUUUCAAAAUUUAUUUAACUGAGCUUCAUUCAGAAUAGUUUACAUUAGCAAUGAUUUAUUAUUGGGUAUAUAAAUAAAAUGAGACAUUGUAUCUUAUCUGCCCAACUUGUUUACAACAAUGGUACAUUCAGAAACAGUAUUGAUUUUUUUUUUUUAAGAAGAUUAUAAUUUAUAAAAUUAUGUUUGUGUAUAUUUAAUAAAAGGUUAUCUUUAUUGACCGGAAUUUGACUGCACAACUGAAUAUUGUGGAUGCUGUGAUGACAGCAUAUGCACGUGCUGCACCUGAACGCCGAGCAUACUCCAAUGCCAUUCAACGACGUCGGACUGUUAUUGCAUCAUUAUUGGAUGCAUAUGAAAGUUUUGCAACUGCUAAUGGAGGAAUGUCAAUGGCAUCUGAUUGUGAACCAUCGUUAUCAAACUCUGGGUUACUCCCAGAUGCGGUUCUUGCUGAACGGUGUUCAAAGGGUCUAGAAUUUUACCAGCGACUGGUUACCAAUGUGUCAAAACUAUUACAGCGCGUCAAAGGUGUGUUUAAUCUCAUUACAAAUUACUGUUGAUUUUAUAAUAUCCAGAUAAGCUUAGGUUAUACACUAUUAGCAAUAUUAGCGAUGAUUCUUUGAAUUAGGUGUUUGAUGUGCACAUUGCAAUACAACUCCUCACAUAAUUAUUAAUGAAUAAAUGAAUUAUGAAUGAAUAAUUAGAUAAAAAUACAUAUAUUUGUAUUUAUUUAAUAGGCUGUGGCUCCAUCCAUAGUAUAUGAUCUAAGCAGAUAAGUCAUAGUUCAUGAAAGAUGAUUGGCUAAUUUUAAUUAUUGUGAGUAUAGGAGGUUACUAUAAGACUGGUAUGAUUAAUGAACAAAUAACAUUUUUAUUGAACAUUGUUGACAAUUGCAUAUGCCCUAACAUUUUUGAAGUUCAAGAUGGUUAAAUAUUCGGUUUUUAAAUUUGUUUGAUGUACUGUAUGCUUAUUUUAGAUUAUUAAAGUUGUAAUUUCAAGUUUUUAAUUUUUAGAAAAAGAAACCCAUGGUACUUAUACAAUACACUUGUUUAUAAUAAUAUACAAUUAACAACUUGAUAUUUUAACUUAGUUUGAAUUUAGCAGUGCAUACUUUAUUUUGAAAUAUUUUUUUAACUCUUUACUUUAUAUAUAUAUAAUUAAGGUAUUUUUAAUAGUGUAUAAUAAUGUUGGUUAUGGAAUAAUUCAACUUUAAUAUGUAAUAAAUAAUGACCGAUUUGAUAAUGUAUAUUGUUUUCCUGAAAAGAGUUUAUAUAACAAUAUUGAAUACUGUUAACGUCACCCUUAUUUUUUUUUUUUUUAGUGAUUUAAAAUAUGUUUAAUUUAUUCCCAAUUUAGUUACCUAAAGAAAUGAUUAUACUUUUUAUAGUGAGGUACACUUGAAAUAAAUAAUUUUUUUACGAUUAUAAUGGAAUAAAUAUUAAGAAAACAAAUAUAUUAAUUUAGUAUAAUUAAUUAAUAUUUUUGAAAAAAAUUGUAGUGAUCACAAGUGAUAUUAACUGAUAGGUUCCUAGGGACUUACCUCCAUUUAAAUACCAAUAAGUAUAACUUAAUAUAGUUUCAUUAGCAGAAUAGCCCUCCAGAUCUGUAUUGUACUUAACAAGUAACUUUUUGUAAUAGAAUAUCUAUAAAACAUGACAAAUAUUUAUUUUUAUAUGGAAAAAUGAAUUAUAUAGGACAAAUGUAAUUACAAUGAGCACACAAAUUUAGAAGUUUAAAUUUCAAAAAAAUAAAUAAUUAUUAAAGUGUCUUGUGUCUAUAGUUUAAAGGGAUUUCCAAAAAUUAUUUAAAUACAAGUUACAAAUAUAACUCAGUUACCUAUCCCAAAUACAACUAUUUUAGUUACUACUCAGCUCUGAUUAAAAUUAAUAAUUAUUUUUAGUUCUUAUUAAUUUUUAAAAAAUGACAUGCUGUAAAUAUUAUUUAAUUAUCCAAAUAAGAAGCAGAUAUUAAAUAAAUUAGGUACCUUGUUUGUGUUGGUCAAAUAAAAUUUGUUCAACUGACAGCCUAGAACAAAAAAACUAUGACAUGACUAAAUCAUUAUUAUAACAUUUCUAUUCAUUUUGUAUAGGUGUGUUAUAUUAUAAAUUACAUUCAACGUACAUAUAUCUUGUUGAUUUAUUAAACUCUAUGGAUUUUGGACCUAAUCUUUAUAUUAAAUAAUAUUGAACUGCUAUUCUAUACUAGUAUAAUACUAUAGUAUUUAACAUUUUUUUUUGUAUUCAGGUACGUGCCAGGUACAGACUGAACAGCGUGAUCAAAUAAUCAAACAACAUCAGCAAUUGGAAGUGGGGACACAAAAGUCAGAUAAUGUAUCUAUCAUCAGUGUCAAACCUGAAUAUCAAAUACCCAUUGCCUCAGCUAAUGACAAAGAUUGUCACGUCCAGGAAGGUUUGAUUGCAGCUGCUAGCAGCAACAAUGAAUCAAAUAACCCAUUAAUGCUGAUGAGGGCUGGACAUUGGGAUGAGCAAUAUCAUCUCCAGAGACUUUCACCAUUGGGGUCUGAACAACAUUACCACCAAUACCAACAUCAAACACAAUCACUUCCACCAUUAUCUUAUAAUACUACCAGUGUUGGCAAUAUGGAAUACUAUGACUAUUAUCGUAAUGAUUGUCAAUCCUCUAUCAAAGGUGGUUACAAUGCUAAUAUACAAACCAAUUCUGUCAAUCAACAUCCAUUGGUAACUGCAUCUAUGGCUACAUACACAUUCGCGACCAAUUCCGUAGGUUCGACAGCAGGAUUAGGUCCUGUGAACCCUACUACCACAGUGCUCACAACUCCGGUGUCCAUGUUUAACUAUUAUAACUGUAGAUUACCCACAGACACAAUUAUGACUUCUUUACUGCCAUCAGUAUCAUCCUACAAUAAUUCAGGUACUUCAAUUGGUCACAGUAAUGAUGUGGCUACAGCAGCAUUGAUGAAUGCUUUGCGUUUGACAAAUAAUAUUGAAAACUGCCAAAAUUUGCCUUCAUAUAAUACAAACAAUCCAGGCAGUAGUGUUGGUAGUGACAGUAAUGCUUUUAGAAACAUCCCUGCAACAGUGGCUGCAUAUGGUGUAGGCGUUGGUGGUAUUAAUGACACAAAUAAUAUUAAUAGUGGUGUUGGUGGUUAUGUGGCUGCUGGUGGGUAUGGUGGUUUCCAGAACAACUCUACUACAAUGUCACAAUUGCAACAGUAUUAUACGCACCAGUAUCAACAACAAAUUUCAACAGCUAAUAAUGUUUCUAAUGUUGGAAGGGCAAGAUUUUUUUUAAGACAGCGACAGCAUCAUAUAAUAGCUGGAGUAAGUAAUGCUUCUGAAUCAUCGCCAUUUUCUUCAUCUUCAAUUUUGUCAGCAACUGGUCUUUUAUCGGCUGUACAACAGUCACCUGUGAAUGACACUUCCAAUAUGGCUAAUUUUGUACAACACUCAUCAACACAACAACAAAUACAUAUGUAUAACCAACAACAACAACAGUCUCAAUUAUUAUAUAAACAACAACAGCAAACUCAAUAUUCCCAAUUAUAUCAACAACAACAACAACAACAAUUCUAUCAACAACAAAUAUAUCAGCAACAACAGUCCCUAGUGUACUCACAACAACAGCAGCAGCAGCAGCAGCAGCAGCAGCAACAGCAACAACAGCAACAACAACAACAACAACAGCAACAACAGCAGCAACAACAACAGCAGAUGAAUGGAACCCCAGCUAAUUUUUACUAUUCUUCACAAUUGUAUCAACCGCAAAAUGUGCAGUUAACAACAAACUCCACAUUAAUGGAUGUUACCCAUCAACCAGUAUCAUCAAAUGGUGAAAAUUAUUAUCAAGUGCAACAGCAAUAUAAUGUACCAACAUCUGCUGCUCUUAAUACAGCCACUGUGACAUCUUUUAAUAAUUAUUUCCAUCAGCCACAAUUUUAUCAGCAGGGUCCAACCAUUAGUUUGUUAGAUGAUGACCUUUUACAGUCUGGACCACCACCUAUUCAACCUGAAAAGAUUGAUACCAUGUCUACAACACCCACAACUAACUGUGAUUAAUUAGUGUAUUCAAUACUAGAAAAAACUAGAAAAGUAAGUUUUUAAUCCCUUAUUGAUUAUUAAAAUACAUUUUAUUACUCUUUAUUCCAUUAUAUGUUUUUACUUCUUUUUUCAUUGCAAUUAUUAUUAUUUCACUUCUUAACCUAAUAUUGUAACUCCUUUAUUUUAUGUAUUUCAGUAACCACAAUGGUUAUUUUAUUAUAAUUUGGUUUUUAUUACAUUAUAUUUACUAUCCACAAUUAUAUAUUUAUAUUAUAUACAUUUUUUUUUUUUUAUAAACAACUAUGGUAUAAUGUAUUUGUGUGUUUUGAAAUAUUAUACAUUCUUAUGUUUAUAAAAUAAAAACUUUAUGAACAUACUAAAUUUUAAUUUAUGACUAAUACUGUGUGAAAUUAUAUAUAAUACCUUCUAUAAUUUAAUUUUUACUUCAAAUUUAUAUGGUUAGAUAUAGUAUUUAUUCAAUAUAAUUAUUAAUAUUGUAAAUAACUUAUUAUUAUAAAUUAUAAUACAAUAUCAUCUAUAUUUUAAGAAUUUUAUCAACUUUAUAUUGACUUUGUAUUUUUUAAGUUCACUUUUUGACAAAAUUGAAUAUUUAGAUUGAUUUUUUAAUAAAGGGUGUUAUUAUUUUAUUUAGAUGUUUUUCAAUGAAUAAAUGAAUUAAUCCAAAGU